AGCCUACACAGACGCAUUGCAACCAACUUUGGGAGAGACAUCCUUCUGCUGGUACGUAGCUUAGAAAAGGCCACUCUUAAAUUAGCAGAUUUAAGGAACCACCUCAGAUUUAAUCUUAGAUGCAGGCAGAGUAGGUUAAUCCCCAAAUGCAUGAGGCAAGCGUCCCUUGAGCAAGGACACUUGGCAAGGAAAAUGCAACAAAACUACAUCAGAAAAAUACAGAAUUUGAGAAUUAGGAGACUUAACAUAGAGAUAAAAAAUAAACAGUCUGAAGUAGAAACCUUCUAUCAGAGAUUGCAAACCAAGCUUACGCACGAAACCUAUCAGGAGGUUUGUGAAUUUACCAAAUCAGGUUAUAUGAAGCACCAUAGCAAAACCAAAGAAAGGCAUAAGGGAAAAUUCCAGAAACUUCUAUCGGAAAAUCGACCACAGCUUGUCGUAAACACUAAGGAUGGGGGGAAUCAGACCAAUACUAAAGAAAAUUGGAUCAAAAAUCUGUCAGACAGAAGCCUCUCGGAGACAGAGAAGGCAGUAUUAACCAAGGGUCUCAACUUCUCAGUGACUCCUAAAACGAUACCCACAGUAGACUAUAUCACAGCAGCUGAAUCGGCCAUCAAGAACAAUAACCUUUCUAGAACAGAGGCAGGGGACCUUCGUCUGAGAAUAUCGGCCCUUCUCAGUAGUGCCAAACCACCACCGUCCAAUAUCACGUUAGGUGAGAGGAAAGCAUUAGCGGCUCUGCAGAAAGAUGAGAGCAUCACCAUCUUACCAGCUGAUAAGGGCAGAUGCACAGUGGUUCUCAACACAUUGGACUACGAAGAAAAAAUAACAAGUCUAAUUAGUGAUGCCAACACAUAUGAGCAACUUAAAAGGGACCCAUCCAGUAGGUAUAAGAAAGAAAUCAUACACUGUCUCCAAAAGUUAGAGAAGGAAGAACUAAUUGACAGACAGAUGUAUCAUAGGUUAUACCCUGGGGAGGCUACACCAUGUAUCUAUGGCCUUCCAAAAAUCCACAAGGAAGGGCUUCCCCUCAGACCCAUUGUCUGUAGCAUUGACUCUACCACGUACAAUGUAGCGAAAUAUGUAAAAACAGUCUUAUCCCCAUUGGUAGGCAACACUGAUCAUCAUAUAGAGAACACAAAAGGGUUUGUGGCGAGCAUCAAAGACCUCAGAUUGGAGCCAGAGGAAACUUUGGUGUCUUAUGAUGUGACUUCACUUUUCACAUCUGUCCCCACCUCAGCAGCAGUCUCGGUGGUGAGGAAGAGACUGCUCGAGGACUCAACUCUGCAUCGGAGAACAAAACUUAGUGCUGACCACAUCUGCCAAUUACUGGAAAUUUGCCUUAACACCACAUAUUUUCAGUUUAGAGGGAAAUUCUACAGACAAAUUCAUGGUUGUGCUAUGGGCUCACCAGUCUCACCCAUAGUGGCGAAUCUGUACAUGGAAGAGAUGGAGAAACAGGCUCUCACAUCCUUCUCAGGGACAAAACCAAGGCAUUGGUUUAGAUACGUGGAUGACACCUUUGUCAUAAUCAAAAAACAAGAAAUUCAGUCUUUCACAGAUCACAUCAAUGCGGUGGACACCAAUAUCAAAUUUACUCGCGAGGACACUAAAGAAAACCAACUAGCCUUCUUAGACUGCAAGGUAAUUAUAGGAAAGGACAGACAGCUACUUACAGAGGUCUUUAGAAAGGCCACACACACUGACCAAUACCUGCUUUUUCAAUCAAACCAUCCACUACAACAUAAACUAGGGGUUAUUAGGACCCUCCAACAUAGAGCGGAACAAAUACCAACUAGUGCGGAGGGAAAGAAAAAGGAGACACAACAUGUCCAGAGAGCGCUCUCAACCUGUGGGUACCCACGGUGGGCUUUUAACAAAUGUCAAAAGAAGAGAGUAGGGAAAGAAACCCAAAAGCCCACAGAAGCAAAAAGGAGAGGAGUGGUAGUCCCUUAUGUAGCGGGGGUCUCCGAAAAACUCCAGAGGAUCUUAUGGCAACACAAAAUUCCUACCUAUUUCAAACCAGUAAAUACCCUGAGACAAAAAUUAGUGCAUCCUAAAGACAAGGCUCCAAACCAGAAACAGAGCAAUGUGGUCUAUUCCAUCCACUGUAAAGAUGAGGAAUGCAAAGAGCACUACAUUGGGGAAACUAAGCAAAUGCUCCAAAAAAGGCUUUAUCAACAUCGCAGGGACAAUGCUAGUGGUCCUCAAUCAGCAGUACAUCUACACCUGAAAGCUACCAAUCACUCCUUUCAGGACAGCGAGGUAAAGAUUUUGGCCAAAGAAAACAGAUGGUUUGAAAGAGGAGUAAAGGAAGCUAUUUUUGUCAAACAACAGAACCCAUCAUUGAAUCGGAAUGGUGGUUUGAGGUUUAAUUUGGACCCUGUGUUCAGCAGGUUACUGAGACCAAAACCCACAGCUCUUAGUCUUGCAAAUGAGGUGAAGGCAGGGCCGAGCCAGAACAAUAGAUGCUAACAAGCCAGUAUCAGAGUCGUUCAUACCCAAUUCAGGGAGCGACACUUCCCUUUUAUCGUAGGUGUGAAUAACAGGAUAGGAUUAUACCACUGCUCCGCCCAGGCUUAGUGUAACGAACCAAUAGGAGGAGGGUGUUGGCACACCAAUUCCGCCCACUCUUACUGUAUUUAAGGC
This is a messenger RNA of Dunckerocampus dactyliophorus (ringed pipefish), 2649 nucleotides long. RefSeq lists its product as uncharacterized. The transcript has a single exon. The record is from RefSeq and is a predicted model, not a curated record. NCBI's taxonomy places the organism in Eukaryota, Metazoa, Chordata, Actinopteri, Syngnathiformes, Syngnathidae. The annotation marks the transcript as partial.